AACUGACACAGGGCCAGAGGGCUUCGUUUCUGAAAAGCUCACUGUAGUCCUCUCUGUGUUUCCCUCGAGCCCGGUCAGGAUGAGGGCGGCUCUAUUGCUUGUGUAUCUCCUUCCUGUGCUGACAGUGAUAGCACAGUCAGCACCAGGGAGCGAUGACCCUGUGGUCUCUCUAAAAAAUGGCAGAAUCAGAGGGCAAUACGUGAUGGUGAAAGGCUCAGGGAGGAGGGUGGCGCAAUACCUGGGACUCCCCUUUUCCCGGCCACCUAUUGGACCCCUCCGCUUUUCUGCUCCCCAGGAUACAGAACCCUGGGAGGGGGAGAAAGAUUGCACUUGCCAGCCUCCCAUGUGCAUCCAAGACCGAGAAACGGUUGUUAGCGUUUCUAGGACCAUGUCAAUGCAAUACACCCCACCAGAGGUUUCAGAGGACUGUCUGUAUCUGAACAUUCACACUCCAGCUGAGGCAACAAAAGGGGACAAAUUGCCGGUAAUGGUGUGGAUCCAUGGAGGAGGGCUGUCAAUGGGUGCAGCUUCUCAGUAUGAAGGCGCUUCAUUGGCUGCAUAUGAAAACAUAGUGGUGGUUAUUAUUCAGUAUCGCCUCGGCAUCCUAGGAUUCUUCAGCACUGGAGACGAGCACGCACAGGGCAACUGGGGGUUCAUGGAUCAGCUAGCAGCACUGAGAUGGGUGCAGGAAAACAUUGAGGCCUUUGGCGGUGAUCCACAAACUGUCACAGUGGCUGGAGAAUCCGCAGGAGGAAUCAGUGCAUCAAUAUUGACUCUCUCUCCAGAAGCAAGAGGACUGUUUCAGAGGGCAAUUUUUCAAAGUGGAGUGGCAACACUUGGCACUUACACUACAAAACUUCCCUUGGGUCAUGCCCAGAUUGUUGCCAACCUUAGUGGAUGCAACUUCAGCAGCACAGAGGAACUGGUUGUGUGUAUGAGGGGGAAAAGUGAAGAGGAGCUGGUUGAUGCAACUAAAAAGAUGAGAAUCUUCCUGGGAGCCGUGGUGGACGGAGUGUUUCUCACUGACACAGCGGCAGAGCUGCUCAAGAGAAGUGAAGUGUUGAGGGUUCCAGUGAUGAUGGGAAUAACCAACCAUGAGUUUGGAUGGAUCCUGCCUCAGAGCUUCGCCCCACCUGGCUGGGAGAACGGCAUGAACAGAGAGUCUGUGCUGACAGUGAUGAACAUGUUCAACCCUACAGGGGCUUCCGCUGCUAACAAUCUCAUCGCUGACGAGUACAUGAAAGAUGCCCAAACACCAGAAGACAUCAGAGAUGUCUUCACAGAGAUGGUGGGAGACCUGCUGAUGACGCUGCCUGUUCUCAUGGUGGCUGGAUACCACUUAGAUGCAGGCGUUCCGGUUUACAUGUAUGAGUUUGUGUACAGUGCUGACAUUCACAAAAACAACAGACCCAGCUUUGUGAAGGCAGAUCAUGCAGAUGAUGUCGGCUUUGUGUUUGGUGCAUGUUUCUGGAGUGGACAUAUACAAAUCACAGGCAACAUCACCACGGAGGAUGAGAGACUCUGCAGGACCACGAUGUCAUACUGGGGCAGUUUCAUACGGACUGGCUCUCCCAACGGCCCUGGACUCAAUGUCUGGCCCCCGUAUGACAGAAAGAAGCAGGAGUACUUGGAGCUCGGCAAGACGCAGACAGUGAGACAGAAACUGAGGGAGGACCGGGUCCAUUUUGCUACUGUCAUCCUGCCUCAGAAGCUGGAACAGUUAGCAGCAGCAGCAGCAGCAGCAGUAGCAGCAGCCAAAGCUGGCGACUGAUCUCUAAGCGCCAUGUUUUAUGCCUCUUCACUGAAGUCUGAAUGUCAAUCUCGGCGCACACCCAUGUUUAGAAAUGAUUUACUGGUUUUCUUUAGCAAGUCUUUUAAUUCCUUCCAAGUGUCUCUUUUGACAUUUUGUAAUAUAGCUGUCAUUAAAGAACCCUUUCAUUGCAAAGAUAGAAA
Pungitius pungitius (ninespine stickleback) is the source of this 1953-nucleotide messenger RNA. Its product is annotated as carboxylesterase 5A-like. The record is from RefSeq and is a predicted model, not a curated record. Bases 80 to 1771 code for a protein of 563 amino acids. Lineage: Eukaryota; Metazoa; Chordata; Actinopteri; Perciformes; Gasterosteidae. The transcript is spliced from 13 exons.